AUGAGCGUGACGAAUCGGGUGGCGCCCGAUUCCCAUGGCAACGUCGACGAGCAGAUUUCGCAGCUCAUGCAGUGCAAGCCCCUCUCCGAGUCAGAGGUUCAUUCGCUUCUCCCAUGUUUCUCCCUUUUGUUUUUCACUUCUCCGUGAGCUAGGGGGUUUGCCUCAAUUUGAUUGCCACCAUAGCUAUUUUUUUUCCUCGAUUUCUGGGUGGACGAAAUUUCAGAAUACGCAGAUCGGGUUAUUAAUGAGGCGUAUUAUCGCUUGUUCGGGCUUUCUUUUCCGUGGAAUUGAGGGUCUCGUUAUCGUUGUUCGUCCUCGAGCCGUGAUCUGUGAGUGCGAAUUGGGGACAUCCAAUCGUUGCUAGGGUUUCUUCUGCAAAGGGUCUUGGAUUCUUUACGGCGAUAUCACCUUUCGCCUCUCGACGUGACUAUUGAUGUCCACGAUCUAUCUUAGUUAUUCAUAAAGUAGUGUGUUUUCUCGAAAUUUGCGGGAUGGGAUGCACAUUUUUUUCAGUGGACGCAUUGUGUUUACGUAUUGCUGCCUUUUUGCUUUGUUGUGAAAUAUACUUGUCGAAUUGUGACAUUUUGUCGGAGAGAAACGAACACAUUUUUUUACAUCUGGAAUCAGCACGUUCUAUUUUUCGUCACUUUGUCAUUGGCCAUCUACGGAGUGUCUUGAGAAAGAUAGUGACAGAUAAAACUUGACUAGUUGAAAUUAAUACCCCGAUUGCGUUAUACUCUACUUUAGGAAAUUCCUUUUUACGGGGUAAAGGUUUUUUUAACGUUUCUUAAGAAAAUUCAAGUUUUUGAUGGCACAUAUGUGGUGGAAUGUGUAAAAUUUCAAAAAAGGUGUAGCUUUGUUAGAUUUUAUUGAUUUUUCGUUUGGCAUGACUAUGUAGUCCUCUAUGUCAUAAUCUAUCUGUUGUACUUCACAGAGCAUGUUUUUAUUCUGUGUUUUUAUGAUCAGGUUCGAGCCUUGUGCGACAAGGCUAAAGAGAUAUUGAUGCAAGAAAGCAACGUUCAGGUUGGUUACAUUUUUUACCUUUGUUACUUUCUGGGAUGUUUGUUCGUCAUAAUUUUUUUUGGUUUCACUCAUAGGGAUAUAGGGUUCGCAGAAAUUUAUAAAUAAAGGUUCAAGAAUCCGUUGAACAUUAAUAAAUCAUUGUCAUUCUAGGUGUCGUUACAGUCGAUUUAUGAGUAGUUAAAUGUUGACGACCCCUUGAUUGUUUUUUACUGUAAUGUUUCCUCUUGUACUAUUAACAAUUGGUUUUUUUACAUUGAUUAUGAUUUUCUAUAUCUGGUUUGGGUGUUCAUUGGCAUGGUUUUGUGAUUCUUAUGGUUUAAUAGUACAUUCUAACGGGGUUUUCGCCAAAGAAUUUAUGCAGCCUUUCUUUCUUCAAUUCACGAUAUGACUGGCCACUUGGACUUUUCUUAUGGCUAUCUGUUUCCAGCAACUAAUUUCAUUGUACCCUAUGGACUACAUUUAGUUCGUUUGCAUAGCCUUCCUGUUUCAUGUUGCCACUUCUAAAUUUUUCUGAUCUUAUAAACACCCUUUUUAUUUCAAAGAAUUGUAGCUGCUGUACCAAAGUGAGAUUAGAACAAUAAUAGUCGUAGAAAAUUGUUUUUCUUAUAAUUUUGAUGUGGACCAUAGUGCUACUCCUUUUAUGGUAUGAACGCUCAUUAAUUCCUUCAGCAAAUGCUGUCACCCUAUAUAUGUAAUUUAUCAGUGCCCAGUAUAGGUAAACUAUUUGACUAGGAAACCUCGUGAAUCCAGUCAGUUUACGCUAACUUAAAAUGGAUAUGUUUUUUAUUAUUUAACAUUUUUUUUUGGGUAGAUAUACUUAUUUAAAAAUAUAUAUUCGUGUGCACAGUAGAUCCUUAUUUUUCUUGGGCGGUCAUUAGGUUUAUUGGUAGGUUUGCAUGUUCUUCAGAGCGCAUGAACGUACUAUUUAUUCCUUACAAUAUGUAUUGAGAUAUUUGCGCAAUUGCAUGAACCAUCUUUAUAUGAGGAUCUGCAUAUAGGGAUAUUUAUGUGCAUUUUACUAACCAUUUGAUUUUGUUUCACUACCACGUGUCUAAUCUCAAUAUUUAAAACCCUGAUGUCAAUGGUAGGAUAGCUAGACCUGCUCGUAUAAUGGAUAACCGGGAAAUUGUGGAAAUGGUAUAUCUUUUCCUCUUCAGGUAUCGAAUUCGCAGUAGUUUUAUAAGUUAUUUUUUUCAAAGAUGAUCAAAGUGCUGUUGUAAGUUGUAAAACUGUCUGUUAAUGAGCAAGAAGAGGCAAAAAAAUAUGUGUUUUGAGAUAACUAGGCAUCUGGUGCGGGAAAAAGCAUGGCGCUGACAUCAGAGUGGAUUCCUAUUCGCUUCUUCUGCUGGAAUACAUGCGGUACCAACAGUAAUGAUCUAGUGAAGAGCAAUAUUUGAUGUUUCUAUUGCCUUUAUUUUGCUUUUUUUGUCUGUGGUCAGGGAAUCUCAGCGUUUUAUUUUCAUUCAUUAUUAUGUGCAAGUUUUCUGCGAACAUGGCAAUGAUUCCCUAUUCUCAUGAUGCAGCCUGUGAAGAGCCCCGUGACAAUAUGCGGUGACAUUCAUGGUCAAUUUCAUGACCUUGCAGAACUAUUCCGAAUUGGUGGCAAGGUAUCCUCUAAUAUAUGCACUUUUUAAUUGCUUUGUUCUCAGUCAGAUCAACGCUUCCUUCGUAACUGUACUAUUGAAUGGAUAAUUUUAAGCUGAGAAAAUGCCCUUUGAUGUCGAAUGCCGAAGUAUUAGCAGACCAGAUAUAAAUAACCCAUCCUUUUUAUGAUGUGUUAACUAUUUUAUGAGUUACAUAGAAGAAUCUGAUUUUUUGUUUGAUCUCAUUUUCAUCUUCACAGUAUUCGUAGACUGGCGAACUUUUCAUCUGAAAUGAUGUUACUUUAAUCUUUUGCAGUUUUGUUGUAGAUUUAACUUUUAUGCUCUCUGCAAUCUUGACGAAACAAUUGAAAAAAUAAAUGACGUGCCAUGGUAGAUUUUCAUGUCAUUUCUAUACUGAGGUUGGUUAACAAACAAGUUAUGAAAGGCUAGAAUCUGGUUGAUUUUUCUGUGCUCCAUCCUCGUUCAACUCAAGCUCCCUAUGGCCCGAAUCUGACAAAUCUGAUAAAAAUUUUGCAAGUGAAUCCCUAUUCAACUUUCGAGAUUCUGACCAAUCCAAUUUCCUCUAAUUAUUUACUUUCUUAUUUAGCAACAAAUUAUCCUAACAUUCUUUACUGGAGUUUGAAAUUGAAUUAUGAUUAAAACGUGUCUAAUCAGAGUCAAAUAUAUCUGGUUUCUGAAACCUGCUAAAGAAAACUGGUGUUUUAAAUGCUAAUAAGUGAGCCAGCGUCUAACAUAUAUGGUAUGUGUUUCCGUUUGUUAUGUAUCAUUCUGUAGAAUACUGAGAUGAUGAUUAUUGGCUUUACAUACCCGUUAUUGCACUUCCUUGUUUUAUUUCUCUUUUACUUUGGUUUGAAUUAUAAGCACUCUUGUUUUCAUGGAUAUAUUUUGAAUCAUGGGUGUUUUAUUCUUCUGACUGCUAGUGUCCAGAUACGAAUUACUUGUUCAUGGGAGAUUAUGUAGAUCGUGGAUACUAUUCUGUUGAAACUGUUACGGUAAGGGUUGGAACACUUCUUCCUUAGUGUGUUUCAUUUGUGCUUCAUACUUUUUUUGGAUGUUAUGCUUCAUAUUUUUUUAUGACGUAAUGUGUUUUUUUAAAGAUCAGUGGAUCUGAUCUUUGUUGAUGUGUAUCAUUCGUAUAUGAACUUUUAUAUUCUUCUUUGUAUCCUGAAAUAUUAAAAUUAUAAUUGAAAAUACUUUUCUGUUACGUUUAUUUUUCUGAAGGUAUAUCUUACUUUUCUUAUAAAAUCUUUAUGAAUUUUCAGUACGCAUUGAUAAAUCAUAGUAUUCUGGAGUAAUUCAGUUGAUUUUUCACGAAACCAUCCAAAAGCAAUUCAGUUUUAUCUUUGUGGCAAUUAAAAAUAGUAUGCGCCCAGAGGAAUAUUAAAACAUUAGCCACAUGGUUGAGGAGAGGGCUGUAGGACACGCUGUUACUGGGGUCUAGAGGAAAAUAGACCCCCAAGAUCAGGGUUUUCUGUAGAGGGCAGUGAUUAGGAAUAUGUGGAUUAGUACCCUGGAGACUAAUUGAAAACGAGAAGAUAAACUAAGAUAGUUGGGAAGGAGACACUCGAGUUGUAAAUUGUGUAGGAUAUGAUGGAUCAGGACGACUGUGGGAACUGUCGUUGCCUGAUGUACAGGUGAAUUUGUAGAAAUUGAAGUCUGUGCAUGUAAUGAUGCUUAGGAAGGAGGGGAGCUCAAAAGGUGGACAAGGUGCAGACAAGACAGCAGAAAGGGCUGGAGAAGUUGAAGCCUACGGCUGGGAAUUUUGAAUGUGCUGAGGACGUUUGCGAUUCUGAAAGGUCUUUGACCAGAAAUUCCGCACUAGUUACUAAUGCGGAAAGAAGGGCUAAUGUUGUCUGUUUAUGACGGGGAGAUAUUUACAGCACUCGCAAAUAUGGAGGGAAAACGAAUAACUGCUGAGAAUGGCGGACUAACAUGAGCUAGACAACCAAAAUGGAUCAUACAAAGCUCAGGAAUGGAGUGAGCUGAAGAGCAAAAUACCUCUGAACAUGUUUUAUACAUGGGAUACAGAAUGCUUCCAUUGUUCUGGUCUGUGGCUGUUCUUUAUUUCUUCAGUUUCCCUGUAUUUGAAGCUUAUAAAACGACGAUUUCUUACAUAUUAUGGUCUUAAUUGUAUUUAUUUUUUGUAUAAGAAUUCACCUAUUGAUUAUACCCGAUGCUCCUUUCUGUUCAGCUUCUUGUUGCCCUAAAGGUGCGUUAUCCUCAGCGAAUUACAAUUCUUAGGGGAAAUCAUGAAAGUCGUCAGGUAACUGCCGUUCUAUGAUAUCUACAGCCUGUGUUUUAUUGGCAUCAAUGAUAUUACUGUUGGCAGUAAAUAAUUGCUUUAUUUGUUUUCUAUGUGAGAUUUAUUUAUUCGAGAACCCUUGAUCAAUGCUGAUUAAGCACGCAACUUUUUCCAGUCUAAUUGACUCAAUGUUCUUUGUUGUCUGCAGAUUACCCAAGUCUAUGGGUUUUACGACGAAUGCUUACGGAAGUAAGUAUUGUGUUCAUGUUUUCAUUUAGCCAAUCACUUAUUAAUUUUAUUUUUGGUUGCCCUCCCAAUGAUCUUCCGCCUCUUUUAGCUUCUUGGGCCUGUUUGUACUAUAAGUCUCUUUGUCAAUGAACUCUAGUUAUUGCAUUGAUGCCACGUGGAUAUUAACCAUGCAAAAGCAAUCAAAAUGAAGCUCCAAUUUGAUUUCGCUUGUUUUUGUUUUGGACUAUUUAUGAAUCAUUAUUUUUGUGGGAACUGAGGCAAUGUUCCCCUGCCCCGUUGUAUAACUGACAAGGUGAGAUUCCUACGUGACGUUUAGUUUUAGGGGGUGACAUAUCUAAAUAGGUUAUAUCUUUGAUGAUGAGGAAAGAAACCGAUUCUUUGAUGUCCCUCCAAAGAUACUUGCGGCUUGUCUGCAUGGUAAUGUAUCGACAGUUAUUAUGAUUUUUAUGAUGUGUGAUCAAGCUGUGAAAUGUUUUCCCAGUUGAUUUCAAACAUAGAUACUUGCGAAAAUGUUGUUGCAAUUAAAAAUACGAUACGGCAAGCAUUAGAACCUAUUAAAAUUACUGACUUACUCGUGAGUACGGAUGCCUCUCAAUUUUUAUACCAAAGUAGAGCUUGAAAUUGUUUUUGGUGUUUCCAUGUGAUCACGACUUAUAUAACUAAUGACAAUAGAUCAGAAUGGCCACAUUUUAAGAAUGCUAUUCAGUCACGGGUGAACCAAUGUACCGCUGCAGCUGGUUGUAUUGGGCAUUCAUGCAGCACCACCUGCUGAUGUGUUGCAUGCUGAUGUCAUAUAAGACCUCAUGCCUUCCAAAGUGGAAAGUGGAAGAAAGAAGAAGAGAUUGAUGCAGACAGGUUAAAAGAUCCGGACGAAAAAUAAGACUCGAUUCUAUUGAAUAAGUUCAGUUUGCUCGGAUUAUUAUAUCCGAGAAGGUGGAAGUACAAGUCCCGGGGCAGUUUCUCAAGUUCAAGGUUCUACAUUCUUAUGAAUGUUUACACAUUGUCGUGAAGGAUGUAACAUGGUGACUUCUCUCUUGUGAUUAGUCGACGACCUUUGUAGGCCUUAUUCAAACUCCUGGGUUUUUUUUUGGGGAGGAUGACUCAUUCAAACUUUGUAUUUCUCAGUGGAAGUUGCUGGGUUUGUAUCUUUUUCUUCAUCAGGCAUUAUCUUUCUACCCUUUCAGCUGAUUGAUAACAUAUGAUGAUCUCUCUCGUUUAUUCUACUGAGCCAAAUAUUUUAGUCUUGUAUCACCAGUUUUGAGGGUCUGUCAACAAUUAUGUCAAAAGUGAUUAUAUUUCAGUUUGCUGGAAUGUGCUGAAGUGACUGUUCUACCUUAGAUGUUGUUUCUUAAUGUUUCCAUCCAAUUAAGGUUUGUCGCCAUUUGUUGAAUUAGAUGCGGGAGCUCGACAUCUAUCUUAUUCUGUGUUUCAAUGACCUCAUUUUAAAUUCUCAUUUACAGGUAUGGAAAUGCCAGCGUGUGGAAGACAUUUACUGAUCUAUUUGAUUACUUUCCCCUGACAGCAUUGGUUAGUUCACCAACUCAACUAGCACAGUUUUCCAUACCAUGCUUUCCAAAUGUUUUGUUCUACUCUUACAACUUGAGAGCCUCCAUCAUCAGUCUGAAAAUCACUUGCACGAGAAGUAAAUUGGCUAAACCCUUCGUGAGAUUCCAAGUGAUUUAGAAAACCCAGGGAUAAAAAUAUUAGUUGUUGGGUUGUGAUAUUUGUUUAUUUUAAGAUAUUCAGUACAUAAUAAGAUUUAAUAACUAGUGUGAUUAUUAUUGACCGACCCUCUCAGCCGAUGGCUGUCGCCUGCUGGAUAUCUGAUAAGCAGAUGCAGCGUUUCUUUGAUUUGUUCUAAACGAUGAUUGUUCUUCUCUGCACAAAGGUUGAAUCAGAGAUAUUCUGUCUGCACGGCGGCUUAUCUCCGUCAAUUGAAACCCUAGACAACAUAAGAAGCUUUGAUCGGGUCCAAGAGGUCCCUCACGAGGGACCCAUGUGUGAUUUAUUAUGGUCAGAUCCUGAUGAUCGCUGUGGUUGGGGCAUAUCACCGCGUGGCGCCGGAUAUACAUUUGGCCAAGUAAAGCUCCUCCUCUCCUUGGUUUCAGCAAGCCCACUACUGAUCUUCUUCUUCCUUUUUUUAAAAAUUUUUAUUUAUUUAUUUAUUGACUUGUUUAAUUAAAUUGCAGGACAUUUCGGAGCAGUUUAACCAUACAAAUAAUCUGAACCUGAUUGCCAGGGCGCAUCAAUUGGUCAUGGAUGGAUACAACUGGGGGCAUGUAAUUCUUCUCUCCUGGCUAUGAGUCGGCCAUUAUUGCAGUCUGGAAUGGGUUCGGUGGAUUUAUAACAUGUUCAUGCCGCAGGAACAAAAGGUGGUAACCAUCUUCAGUGCUCCAAAUUACUGUUACCGCUGUGGGAACAUGGCAUCCAUCUUGGAAGUUGACGACUCCAAAGGCCACACCUUCAUCCAGGUCUCCUCUCUCUCUCUCUCUCUCUCUCUCUCUCUCUCUCUCUCUCUCUCUCUCUGUAUAUAUAUAUAUAUAAAUAUAUAUCUCACGCAAUGGGCUUCUUUGCAGUUUGAGCCGGCCCCAAGAAGAGGGGAGCCCGACGUCACCCGGCGAACGCCUGAUUACUUCCUAUGA
Messenger RNA from Spirodela intermedia, 7760 nucleotides. Lineage: Eukaryota; Viridiplantae; Streptophyta; Magnoliopsida; Alismatales; Araceae. The record is from the annotation of a GenBank genome assembly.